UAUAUUAACCAACCAACUGAGGAAGUAAAAUGAUCACAUGCAAGGGGCGUCGCCUGCUUGCUGCACUUGUUUGCGUUCAGUUGACAUCAGAGUUAUAACAAGCCUCUAAAUACAGGGCUGACUUCCUUGUGGGGAACAGCAUUGCUCAGACGCCAGCCUGGUGCAUUAGCAGUGGGACAAGGCAGCCGGUGACUCAAAGCAUAGUAUCGGACAAGUCACAGAGCUCUCUCUGAUGCCAGCAAAAAGCAGCCGAGAGAACAAAAGCAUUAAGUAAAGGGAACAGAAAAGCCUGCUGAGACUGGCCUUGGCAGGUUCACAUCCUGCCGACUGGUAACAGCCCAGACCCAGAGGAAGUAUCUGCUGUGCAGAUGGAAGCGCACCUGGGCAAGAUGGAGUUUUUCUGCAAGCUGGGGUAUGGCAAGCAGGACAUCUGCAAAGUGCUGGAGAAUCUGGGCCAAGGGGCCCUGGAGGAUGAUGUGCUAAAAGAGUUGAUUCGGGUAGGUAGCAGGCCUGCGGUUCAGGAGAGGCAGGCCCAGCAUCCUCUCCCAAAACUUGUCCCCCGGGGGUCAUGUAGCAGGCUGGCAGUGCCCAAGCAGCCAGAAGAAGAGGCAAGCGAUUCUUCCAGUCACUUGAGACCUAUCGUGAUCGAUGGCAGCAACAUUGCUAUGAGCCAUGGGAACAAAGAAGUGUUCUCAUGCCGGGGGAUUCAGCUGGCAGUGGACUGGUUCAAGGAGAGAGGCCACAAAGACAUCAAGGUCUUUGUCCCAUCGUGGAGAAAGGAAGCACCACGAUUUGAUAGCCCCAUUACAGAUCAGCACAUUCUUGAUGAGCUUGCAAAGCAAACCAUUCUCGUGUACACCCCAUCCCGCAAGGUGAAAGGCAGGCGGGUGGUCUGCUACGACGAUCGCUAUAUAAUUAAAGUGGCCCAUGAGAAAGAUGGGGUGAUUGUGUCCAAUGACAACUACCGGGACCUCCAGAGUGAGAAUCCUGAGUGGAAGUGGUUCAUAGAGAAGCGGCUACUCAUGUACUCCUUUGUCAGUGACAAGUUUAUGCCUCCUGAUGACCCACUAGGCCGUCAUGGACCUACUCUUCACAAUUUCCUCAGCAAAAAGCCAGUGUUUCCUUUUACUAGAUGGCAGCCCUGUCCUUAUGGCAAAAAAUGCACAUAUGGCAGCAAGUGCAAAUUUUUCCACCCAGAACGAUUGCACCAAGCUCAGCUGUCAGUGGCUGAUGAGCUCCGAGCCAAAACAAAGGCCUCCUCUCAAAGCUUGGAGACAGAGGAAGAAAAGCUGAAGGCUGCCCCGAUUACAACCCAAGGAGGGAAUGCAUCCCACGGUGCCGGCAUAGAAAGGCUGGAGGAAUCCAGUGGUGCUACAGGUGGCGGCAGCUCCACUCAGAGCUUUGCACCGGAUUGGUUCCAUUCCACGCAACAGGAAAGGAGAUACACCGAGCAUUCAGCAAGAGCCUGGGGAGACAGGCCGCUCUGUAAGCUGGAACCCCAACAAAAUGUAUUACACCAAGACCUACAGAGAGAUCAAAGGCUCAUGGAAAAGCAGGUCUCUGAGUUAUCCCUCAGGGACAAGAUAUAUAGUGCAAAUAGGCUGGCAGACCCCUCUAAGAGAGGGGAUGCAAUGGACAGUAUCCAUCAAUGCUGUAAUCUUAGACACAAUCUAUACGUAACUCAUCACAACCAUAGUUUGGACUGCAUGUGCUUACAACAGUACGAGCUGCCUUCUCAUCUUUGUAGGCACCCAGCUCACCCUAGGCCUGAGCACCGCUGCAAUGUGCAAAUGUCAGCGGCGCAAAGUCAGAGAAUCCAAUACAUUGUGGACAGAUCUCAGUCCACACAAGGCCUACAGGCCCAACAGCAAGUCACACACUCUGUCAGGUCUCCUCUUAAUGGCCCAUUUCCCUACAGCAAACGUGAAGAUGGACAAUACCAAAGGCAUUUGCAGAAUCAGCCUCCCAUUCCGCCAUUUUUGUUAGAUCCCCGCAAGGAGCCCGGCUCCUUCAGCUACUCACCCACUUCUCACAGCGAGUAUCUCCCGAAUCAUGCUCCAGAGCCACUUGCUGGAGAGCGAGCACACAUCCGCAGUGUGCUCUGCUCUGUCUUCCCAUACGAUGUAGUGGAUCGAGUUAUGUUCUUGUACCCUGAUCUCAAGGAUAUGGCUAGUUUAAUUUUACUAAUUCAAAGACACAAGCACUUAUGAAGUGGUGGAGACCCUCCUAACAUCAGUGCCCCCAAAAGAAAACCAAAAACCAAGAGACUUUGCCAGCUGGGGCCAGGGGUCCAAGGUUGUUUCCAGCUCUGCCAGUGACUCACUGUGUAGCCUUGGGAAAGGCAAUUAGACUCAAAUGGUGGCAGGCAGCCACGGGCCCAGCAGGCAAUGGUACGGAGCUGCACCACCCGUGGAGGGAUCCUGGGGAGGGACUGUGCCUUGGAGAGUGAUUCCUUCCUUGAGGCACAAUCCUCACUGAGUUCCCUACAAGAGGACAGGGAGACAGCGCCACCCUUAGGAUCCCCCUCGUGUGGCUGGCCCACUCUACUUCCUGUUGUGGGGCUAUUGCCCCUUCUCCCUUCCCAUCUUCUGAGAGAUGCCAGCCAUCCCUGGAAGUGGAGCAGGCACUGGGGUCACCAGCACACAGGUGCUGCAAUUGUGACUGACCUAUAUAGAGACCACACAAGGAACAUGUACUCUUUGAAAACCUUCCACCCAUCCAAAGAAGGGUCAGUCACAAUCGGGGCCUUUAACUUGCCUAUUCUUUACUCGCUAACAACAUUGCCCCACCUUACAGAGCAGUUGCUGCAAGGCUUAGUGUAUGUUUUACAAGCACUUUAAGAGCCUUUAAUCAAAGAUGCUAUUGCAGUGGGUUUCAGCCUGUGGGCAGCCUGUGGUUUAGCAGGCCAAUGCUCAAACCACUGAGCUAUCCCUCGCCCCUGCUCAUGAGAGCAAUGUGGGACAAUCUUCCUUUGAAGAGAUUUGCAUUUUUAAAGGAUUCCCCUCAGAACUCAGAUUUUCUUUAAAAAAAAUAAAAUAAAGCGAUGACAAUCCACAGAAACCCACAGAGCAUAUCUCCCACUAGCAUGGGCUUCCUCCCAUGAGGGCCAAACUUCUCCCGGUCUCACACAGAGCUGCUUUCAUUGUCUUUUGGUUACUCUGUUGAAAUGACAAAGGUUGAAUGGGAAGACUGAGGUUCUGUUCCCAUUGCAGAAAUGCAUGCAGGCUUCCUGCAGUGUCCUCAUUUCUGUGUGCUUAGUGCAACUAUUUGGAAAAGUCAGAACUUCAGCAGAGGAUAAAUCCUGCAGUUUUUACUCACAGACUAUCUUAUCCAUUGAAGCUAAUGAAAGUUCAGCCCAAUUAAGGAAUAUAUUACUGCAAGAUUUGAGCCCUUCCCAAAAAGGGGUGGCCUCAGGAUGCAAUAGUCUAUCCUGUGCGCUCUGGAAAAGGAGACAGUUUCACUAUGCCAAACAUGAGUUGGGCACCCAAAGACAGACACACCAAAUCACUAGUCAUGUUUUAAAAUUUUGGCCUAAAAAGUGUAGUUCCAUCAAAAGGCUCGUACACUCUCUCUGAGCUUUGUACAAACUUCCCAUUGUAGGAGCUCUGCCUACAAGAUCUAGUAUAUUGCUUCAUAGACAUUGGUCACACACCAACAUUACAUUUUUAAUGUGGCCUUUUCCCACAUUAGUCUGACAUCCCAGCUAUAAGAGAACGUUGGCUUUUCGUCAUUGCAUGUCUGCCUUUAUAAUUACAGCCAUUAGGCCCAAUCCUGUCCUCGCUGAAUGGUUAACAACUCCCAUCGGCUUUGUGGGAGCAGGAUUGGACCCAUUUUAUACUUCACAAGAUAAAAAGUAGGUUUCUUUUAAAAAUCUGUUUUGUUAGUUAAGAAAUAUUAGCAGGGUUCCUACAGACCAUGGUAGAGACAGCUGAAGCUGAUGAUGAUCCAUAUUCAGCACUUAAGAGCAGUUCAACUCCAUUUAGUGGGUUUAUCUUUGACUUAAACCCUGAACUCCUCUGAAUUUUUUUCUGGACAAAACACAAGGAUGGUGAUAAUGAGAAGAGAAGCUGUUUUUCUUAUAUGAAAAAACAAAAACUUAACUGAGUUAAACUGACCUUUAGUUACCCACUAUGAUCCCAGUUGUACAGUUGAUUUACGGACGCAAACGUUUAAACUGUGUUCCUUUGGGACAUGUUUGAUUUUGGUAAGCUGUAAAGCUGCUAGCCUGUGCCAUUUAAUUAUCUAGGUUACAAAACAUGGAAUCUUAAAUUUGACCCUUUUUGGAAUUUUUCCAAACUCUAAGUAUGUCACAUUGUAACACAUAUUAAAUGUUCUUCAUUAUAUGGAUGACAUUCUGCUUUAGAAAAAAUAUUUGUAUAUCUGAGCUGUUCAAUUUAAUACACACACACAGUCUCUCACUCCUGCCACACUGUCCUGCAAGUACCUGUCUACAUCUAAUCUCUGUAGGAUCGGUAGAGGAUCUCUUAUCCAUUGCUUCUUUUUGGGGUAUUUUCUUCAAGAGUAAUAUGGUCCGGCCCUGCAUUCUCUCUGACCACCACACCUACCACCUGCACAAAAGAGCCAAUGUAGCUCAAUAGCUUGAGACUCUGAACAUGCAUCGCUAUAUCUGCUAUCCAGCAGCUUGUCUGGGAGCCUUGAUUUAUUGCUAUUUAUCCACAGCAGGAUUUCUGGGAGAUCAAACACGCAUAUCCCAUAACCCUAUUACACUGCCUGCCACAUAACACCUGUGUGAAAGGCACAAGAGCACUGGAUACAAAACAGCCUGAUCUUUCCACUGCCUCUCAUCCUCCAUAAUGCUCAGCCUCUUUGAGAAGAGGAUGUAAAAUGUUACCAGAUCAGAACUCUCCACUCCCAUUGCUGCCAGCAUUGUGCAUUAUGCACUGAGAGCAAAUAGAACCGAUGUUGAUGCUGCUUCUUAUGGGGGAGAUUUUCAAAGACAAAUGAAAGUUGAGUGCUUAAUUAACUCCCACUCAUGCCUUUAUAAAUCUCCUGGUAUGACAUUAGCUUUGGCAUGGUGUGGCAUUGGAGACAGGGAGAACCAACAUCCUGGCUCUGACCUGUCCUCAUGGCUGCAUGUGAAUUGAGAGUCCUUCUGAUGCAUCAUUAGAGAAGCUUCCUUACAAUAAGGGGUGGAGGGGGAUGGGGUUGGUGCUGUGGAUGUGGCAGUCACUGCCCUUGUCAAGGCCCUCCCCAACUAGAUGCACUGUUAAGUGGAAGAAGGUGGGAAUAUUCUAACCUGGUUUCCCCCGCCACAUGGAAAUUACUUUUAUUUAAAAAGAGGAUUAAAUUAAAGGGAUUUAACUAUUUAUAUUGGGGGCAGUUUAGCAAUGGUGAUUUAAAAAAAAACAAACAAUUUUCAUGUUGUUAUAUGUAGAUUCAGCAGGCAUAUUUGGAUUAAUUUAUUACGCUGCCAAACCUUCACUGGGGCAGAUAAGGUGGUUUUCCUCCUAGUCAUGCAAACUCAGUUUAACUUUAUAGUUUUGAAGAUAGAGUACCACAAAGGUGCUUGUGUGCGUAACUGAAGCCUGCUUGACUGCACCACAAAGAACCAGGAAGUAAUUCAGCCUGUGAGAGGAGUUUCUUAUCUGGUAUUUUUAUUUCCGAAAACAUCCGUAAUGUAAUUGAUUACUGGAGAACAGUGUAUAGCACUAACCUUAAUGCACUCUGCUUUACUACAUCAGUGAGCACUAUUGGAGUUUUUGAUGCCCUUAUCCAUUUCAGUUAGGAAUAUAAAAAACUUAAUUCCUCAUCCAAUGACACAUAUAAUGGUAAAGCUGUAGAGGAAAUGUGUUACAUGCAAGGGUGGUUUUAAACAGAGAAUCUUAAAAAAAUCCAUAACUUGCCCCUUCACUAUAGGUGGUGUUGUCCAGUCACAUAGAUGGCCUCUCACUGGAUGUGAUGGAGUUUCUAGAGAAAAACAGGGGCAGGGGCCUCACAAGCUCCCAAAACUUCUCAAAUCCUUAAAAUAUCAGCAGGGGUCAAUUAUUCACCAACCCUUGCUUUUCAGAAACUUGAGAAUUUUGAUUCCAACUGCCCUUUUUUUUUUUUAAAAACCAAGAUUCAGUUUAAUGCUACGUCCCUUCUACCUCUAUAAACAUGUAUUUCCUUGAAACUAUGAUACAGUAGCACUCCCAGACAGAAUAUCCAUACUGUACCUCUCUCCUUU
This is a messenger RNA of Caretta caretta (loggerhead turtle), 6187 nucleotides long. RefSeq names its product zinc finger CCCH-type containing 12D (gene ZC3H12D). Gene Ontology annotation, cellular component: cytoplasmic ribonucleoprotein granule; nucleus. NCBI's taxonomy places the organism in Eukaryota, Metazoa, Chordata, Testudines, Cheloniidae. Gene Ontology annotation, molecular function: metal ion binding; RNA endonuclease activity; mRNA binding. The record is from RefSeq and is a predicted model, not a curated record.